Messenger RNA from Mesocestoides corti, 501 nucleotides. NCBI's taxonomy places the organism in Eukaryota, Metazoa, Platyhelminthes, Cestoda, Cyclophyllidea, Mesocestoididae. The record is from the annotation of a GenBank genome assembly.
AUGCUCAGAACCGUCGUCGUCUUCGUCCUCGCCUGUCACCUGGUUCCGACCCUAGCUUGCUACGGAUUCGGCUGCAACGGUGACUACAAAUUCACCAACUGUAAGACCAACGUCUGCCACUACGGACCGUACACGGGCUAUGACUGUCAAAAUGGCCUUUGCCUGCGCGUCUGUGUUGGUGGAAGCUGCUUCAACCCGGUAUUUCCUAACGUCGGCUACAUGGAUGGUGGAUUUCCAGGCGGUCAAGGCUAUGGAAUGCCCAAUUACGGUUACCCUGACUACGGAAUGAGUGGCUAUGACAAUAGUUUCUACCCUGGACCCGAGCAGUACUCUUCCGACUUCGGCUACAACCCCUACGGCUACGGACAGAACCAGGCGGCCGGUGGCUAUGGACGCGUUGCCAGCAGCAACAGACAAGGUCGCGAGAACUGCGCCGACGGCAAGUGUGGUAGCUACAAGUCGGGCGCAUCUGAGAGUUCCACGAGCAAGUCGUCAAACUGA